Molecule: messenger RNA, 605 nt
Organism: Rhizophagus irregularis DAOM 181602=DAOM 197198
Lineage: Eukaryota; Fungi; Glomeromycota; Glomeromycetes; Glomerales; Glomeraceae
Source: RefSeq, a predicted model, not a curated record
GACGCGUUUAUUAAUUUUUUUCUUAUUUAAAAAAGUUAUGUUUUCCGAUAAUGAAGAAAUAGAAGGGUGGCAAGAAUUAGGCAUAGAUUUUGAAAAUUCAAGUAUAACCGUGGAGGAAAGACAAAUGCUAAUUAACAAUUUAAAGAGAGAAACGAAAGCGCGUAUUCAAAAACUCAGACAGCAGGCUGAAAAACUUGCUAAAGAAAUUAUGGCUAGUUGUGAACAAGAGAUUAAUAGUAUUCCAAUAGAAAUUAGGCGAUUGCCUUUAGAUGAGUUUAUAAAUUUAUACCAUGCCGACCCAGCAGAAUACUUUAGGAAACAGAAAACAGCACAUAAUGCGCAGAUAACACCCGUCAUAAAAUCGACCAGUAAACGAACAUUGAAUUCGCGUUAUCUGAUUAAGAAAACUGGUGAACAAUCUGAGAGCGGAGGCCUGUUAAAGAAACGAACAGGUGAAAGAAGUUGAUAUUCUAAUAGCAGCUCUUGAAGUAAUCUUAAAUACAUAUUUAUCUAUAAAAUAGAACGUGAUAUUAUCCGGCCAAUUGUAUCGAAGAAAGAAUUAAUCGAGAAUAAAAUUGUAAAGAGUAAAAACUCAUAUGGUAAGA